CUGGCAGUUUCGAGGAAGCGAAAAUAGGAACGUAGAAAAAGGGGUCAUUUAAUCAAAAAUCAAAUCAAAACACGAAAACCCAAAAUUCAAUUCAGUUCAAAGGAAAACGGGUUUGUUCCUUCUUCCACCCCAACUCUCACAUCACACACCCGUUUUCCUUUUCUCCUUUUCACCAAAGCAAGGGUUUUCUGUUCACCCUUUUAUUUUCACGCCAUUCAGAUUCACGGGAUUAUGUUCAUUGGGGCACACGACUCCUUGUCUUUCGGUGUAAAUUCCUCUUCAUUGUUGUGAUCGAAAAGGGUCGCUUUGCUCGUUCUUGUCUGCUGUUGAUGUCUCUUAUUGUUGCUGAAGGGGAUUGGCUUGUGAUUCUGGACACACCCAAUUCCUUGCCAUUGCAAUACGCCCACUUGUCUUUCGCCAAACGCAGAUGGGAUAAGGAGUUUUCUGAGCUCCAGAGUGGAUAGCCUUAAUCUGAUUCAUAACAAUUCAAUUCUUAUUAUUUUCUUUUUACUUUUGGAAUCAAUGGAUUCUUCACAAGGGUCUACCAUUGCUGGUUUCGUGGACAAUGCAUCCAUUCAGAGGAAACAGUCUAGUUUUGAUGGCGUUCCUGUGUAUGUCAAGGAACUAAUUGCCGGAGGCUUUGCUGGUGCGCUUUCUAAGACCGCUGUUGCACCUCUCGAACGAGUCAAGAUACUUUGGCAGACAAGGACACCUGGAUUUCAUUCUCUUGGGGUGUAUGAAUCUAUGAAUAAAUUAGUCAAGAGGGAAGGUUUUCAAGGAUUAUAUAAGGGAAAUGGAGCUGGUGUUAUCCGCAUUGUUCCGUAUGCAGCCUUGCAUUUUAUGACAUAUGAGCGCUACAAAAGUUGGAUCUUGAAUAAUUAUCCAGUGUUAGGUUCGGGUCCUUGUAUUGAUCUUUUAGCAGGCUCUGCUGCAGGGGGAACUUCAGUUUUGUGUACCUACCCGUUGGAUCUUGCUCGUACCAAACUUGCUUACCAGGUGGUGGAUACAAGAGGAGAUAUCAAAGAUGGUAUAAGAGGAGUUCAACCUACACAUAAUGGCAUUAAAGGUGUGCUUACAAGUGUCUAUAAGGAAGGCGGAGCCCGUGGACUUUAUAGGGGUGCAGGACCAACCCUUACUGGAAUUCUUCCAUAUGCUGGUUUAAAGUUCUACAUGUAUGAGAAACUGAAGACUAACCUUCCAGAAGAACAUCAAAAGUCCAUUGUGAUGCGUCUUUCUUGUGGAGCUCUAGCUGGACUGUUUGGGCAGACUUUAACAUACCCUUUAGAUGUUGUCAAGAGACAGAUGCAGGUUGGCAGCCUGCAGAAUGCUAGUCAUGAGAAUGUCAGAUAUAAAAAUACCAUUGAUGGACUUAGGACGAUUGUUCGUACUCAAGGAUGGAGGCAGCUGUUUCAUGGCGUAAGCAUUAACUAUAUAAGGAUUGUUCCUUCAGCAGCAAUUAGUUUCACCACAUACGACAUGACGAAGUCUUGGCUUGGCAUACCACCUCAGCAGCAAAAGUCUCGAUCAGUUUCGGCAGCAUGAUUUCUCAAUGCUCACCCUUAACGACAACAAGUUACGAUGUUACCUUCUUAUGGAACUAAUUUUACAGGAAUAUAUCUAACUGAGUAUUACUACAUAUUCACAGAUAUACCCUUGUGAUUAAAUUAACCAGUGUCCAAGUUUGUUUGUCAUAUCUCGAGAGUUCCAUAUAGUGCUACUCAUUUUUUUCUUUAUCCUUAAGAUUUGUAUAGACUCAUACGAACUAUGGAUGCAAUACAAAGGUAGUUAUUUCCCCCCUUGAAA
This is a messenger RNA of Vigna unguiculata (cowpea), 1803 nucleotides long. Its product is annotated as Mitochondrial substrate carrier family protein. The record is from RefSeq and is a predicted model, not a curated record. Lineage: Eukaryota; Viridiplantae; Streptophyta; Magnoliopsida; Fabales; Fabaceae. Gene Ontology annotation, biological process: transmembrane transport.